Molecule: messenger RNA, 1391 nt
Organism: Trametes versicolor FP-101664 SS1
Lineage: Eukaryota; Fungi; Basidiomycota; Agaricomycetes; Polyporales; Polyporaceae
Product: acetyl-CoA acetyl transferase
Exons: 4
Coding region: 6-1253 (415 amino acids)
Biological process (GO): phenylacetate catabolic process; fatty acid beta-oxidation
Cellular component (GO): peroxisome
Molecular function (GO): acetyl-CoA C-acyltransferase activity
Source: RefSeq, a predicted model, not a curated record
CCGCCAUGUCCUCCAUCACCCAGCGCAUCCAAAACUUGACCGGCACCUCGCCGAAGGCCAGGGCACUUGCCCAGAAUGACGACGACAUCGUCAUCGUCGCGGCAGUCCGUUCAGCUAUUACGAAGGCGAAGAAGGGCGGCUUCAAGGACACGCGCCCCGAAGAGAUCCUCUCCGGCAUCCUGCGCGCCGUCUACACCAAGGCAGGCAUCAACCCCGCGCUCAUCGGCGACAUCUCCGUCGGCAACGUCCUCCCCGCGGGCGGAGGCGCGAGCGCCGCGCGCAUGGCCGCCCUCGCGUCCGGCAUCCCCAACACCGUCCCCAUCAGCACCGUGAACCGCCAGUGCGCGUCCGGCCUCCAGGCCGUGAACAACAUCGCGAACCAGAUCGCCUCCGGGCAGAUCGACAUCGGCAUUGGUGCUGGUGUGGAGUCGAUGACCUUCGGGUACGGCGGCGGUGCGAUGCCCGACGGCUUCUCGGACGUCGUGCUCUCGUGCAAGGAGGCGGAGGACUGCCUGCUGCCGAUGGGCCUGACCUCGGAGAACGUCGCGUCCGACUACGGCAUCUCGCGCGCGGUGCAGGACGCGUUCGCGGCGAAGUCGUUCCAGAAGGCGGCGGCCGCGCAGAAGGCGGGCAAGUUCAAGGACGAGAUCGUGCCGCUCAAGGUGAAGUGGGUUGACCCGAAGACGGAGGAGGAGAAGGAGGUCGUGGUCGCGAACGACGACGGCGUGCGGGACGGCGUCACGGCUGAGUCGCUGGGCAAGCUUAAGCCCGCGUUCAAGAAGGACGGCGCGACACACGCAGGUAACGCGUCUCAGGUCUCCGAUGGCGCCGCCGCAGUGCUCCUCGCGCGCCGCUCCGCCGCGAAGAAGCUUGGGCUGCCGAUCGUGGGCAAGUUCGUGUCCGCGGCGUACGUCGGCGUGCCGCCGCGCAUCAUGGGCGUUGGCCCCGCGUUCGCCAUUCCCAAGGUGCUCGAGACGACCGGCCUGAGCCUGGACGACAUCGACUUCUUCGAGAUCAACGAGGCGUUCGCGAGCCAGGCGGUGUACUCGGUCGAGAAGCUCGGGAUCCCCGCGGAGAAGGUGAACGUGAACGGCGGCGCGAUCGCCAUUGGGCACCCGCUCGGCUGCACGGGCUCGCGGCAGGUCGCGACUGGGCUGAACAUCGCGAAGCAGACGGGCACGAAGAUCUUCAUCACGAGCAUGUGCAUCGGGUCGGGCAUGGGCAUGGCGGCGGUGUUCGUCAGCGAGCAGUAGUGGUGUCGCCAGCUUUGGAUAUUUAUCCCGCAUGUGGAGGUGUACCGCACUUGACUCGCGGAUUAUCUGGUACCGCAUGUAUCCCUAAUCCAUAUUCUUAUCACUCUUAGUCCUGCGUUGAGUGUGAUGCAAUCUGCG